GUUAACACCUGUUUAAAAACAAAACAGUCAAAUAAAGAGUUAACCAAGCCACACAUCAGUUUUAUUUAUUUUAAUGUUUAGCAUUAUUUAAUAAAAAAUAUCUUGCCUUAAAUUUAAAAGGUAAUGAACUUCAAAGCUUAAGCCUGCAGUGCUUGUAUCUUACUCAGUAACAGAAUAGUUAAAUUGCUCAUUGCUGUCAAUCAAGUCUUCAGUUGCAGCUGUUCUCAGUUGAGCCAGAGUGACUCUCAGACUGCAGCAGAGGGUUUCUACUAGUAACGUUAUAGCUCUGCCUGGGUUCACCUGACUUACAAGAAGGUUUUAUACAAAUAUAAAGAACAGCUAAGCACUUAAAAGCUUAACUAUUUAGUCUAUUUCCUCGUCGUCCUUGUGUGACACAUGUCGCUGUUUGUGGAGGACCCAGCUCUCCUCUCUAAAUCUAGACUGAAGUCAGAUCUAGUUGCCCACAAUGUCGCGCUGCCACCUGCCAAGAGUAGGAAGGAGGUUUACGUGGAGUUGCACUUAAAACACAUCGAUCAGAAAAACGCAGCGGAUUUUUCUAGCGACGAGGAGGAGGAGGAUCAAGUACAAGACGUGGCAGGCGAGGAGGAGGAUGCAGAGCUGCUCGACCCGAGUGCUUUGACAGAUGAUGACCUGAAGGCCGCACUGCUCGAACACGGGGUUAAAGCUGGGCCCAUAGUCGCCUCCACCAGAGCCUUGUAUGAGAAGAAGCUUAGGAAACUUCAGUCUGAUGGACAUGGCCGUCUGAAUGGAGUAGAGAAAGGUGUAUUGUACUCUGACAGUGAAGAAGAGGAGGAAAAUGGAGAAGAGGAGGACGAAGAGUCAGGUUCCGAAGGAGCAAAAGAAGAAACAGUUGAGCAGUCAGACCGGGCACAACAAGGGAGUAGUAAGAAGGGUGCUUAUGUUUACCCGCAGUGUUUCUUACCUUCAUCAAGGCUGCAUGCUCGUGCUUCUAGAAACGGGGACGCUAGUCCCAAGUGGAAUUCAGGGAAUGCGAUAAAAUCAUUGGAGCGGAGUCGGCCUCACUGCUCACAGAGUCCCGUAGGAAUUACUAGAGCAUCCUCUGUAGAUCAACGCUCGGGAUUAGGAUCAGGGUUUCCAUCUGGAUUGCAAUCGGUUAUGUCCAAUGGUGACUCAUCAGUGUCCUCUCAGGCCUUCAGCAUCACUCAAAUGGUUGAGGAGAUGGAGAGUUGGAGGUCACUCUCUACAGGCUCAGACACUGAGAGACAGUUGAAUGGGAGCAAUGUGCAGGAACAUUGGUCGCGGUCCAACAGGCUGGACAUGCCAAUUGUGGACAAGUACACCACGAAGAACCAGUCUUUGUACUACACUCCCAAGGCAUCCACUUAUGAAUGGGAAAUGAAGCUUUCUCAGGAGCCUGUGAAAGAUACUUUCAAGGACAUAUUACCAAACAGUGAUGCCACACUCACAAGGAUCUAUGCCACUCGUCGGAAACCCAUCAAGGGUGCAGCGGGGAGACCUGUCCAGUACGCGUACCCAGACACUCCUACCAGUCCCACGACUCUGGAGAGGCGAGAGGUGGAGCGCCGCCUUGUGCCCAUCCAGAUACAGAUUUUGGUCUUCCUCAUUGUGGCGUGCCUCCUGUACAUCAUUUAUGUUUGUGUUGAGGACAACUCAUUCAGUCCCUUUGUAGCCUUUUUGGACAGUCUAAACCAGGGGUCAGAUGGUGAGGAGGGGCUUUUGCUUCAGGCUGAGACACAGGACAAACCAGCACUCUCUGGACAGGAGUAACUCUGGCUUAUUUAAUCCUCUACAUUGAUUCACAGAUGUGAGGGUUGCUUAUUUUGGUGAUGCAAGCCAUAAUGACCUUGUUCUGGGAUAUCUUCAGGGAGCACAUAUUGCUUUACUAUUGACUCAGUGUCUAUGGGAGCAAACCUCAAAGUCUAGUUUUACUGUUCUAUUGGUUUUGCUUAUGGAUGUGUUACCAAAGUACUCUUGGCAGUGUAGUUGAAACAGUUGCUAAAACACGGAAAUUAAGCUGAGACUUUGAAUAUUUUCUCAAAAGUAUAAAUAAUAAUGAUACUGCUAUAACUAUUUUCUAUUUCCUAACCCAAAUUGUCUAAUGCCAUGGUGUCUUUUCAAUGAAUUAGUGUCACUGUACUUGUAUGUAUUUUUUAAAAUUUGAAUUUGAACCAUAUUUCAAUAAAUUAUAUUUUGCUUCAUA
This is a messenger RNA of Sebastes umbrosus (honeycomb rockfish), 2203 nucleotides long. RefSeq names its product LEM domain containing 1 (gene lemd1). Gene Ontology annotation, molecular function: DNA binding. The record is from RefSeq and is a predicted model, not a curated record. Lineage: Eukaryota; Metazoa; Chordata; Actinopteri; Perciformes; Sebastidae. Bases 397 to 1770 code for a protein of 457 amino acids. The transcript is spliced from 11 exons.